UGAACCCUUGCAAUAGAUUUAUAUUUCCUCCCCUAAAACUAUGUUAAACAGGACAGACAUGUGCAGUCGGUGGAAAACAUAGUUGCGAUGAAUUUUAUCGAAGAGACGCCCUGCGCCGACGUUAUCGGAAGACGCCGUCAGCUGGGGUCUGACGCCCCAGUCUCACGGUACACAUGGCUGAAACCGGUGGACUUCAUCUCCUCUCCUAGCCUAGGCUUGUAUGUGAUGUAUUUGCUGCCUCACAGAGCCAUCCUCUCCAGAAGGGCCUGUAGAUACGGACUGUUUACAUUCUUGGUGCUUUGGUUGUUGCCCUUCUGUCUAUCUAAACCUCCUAAUCAUGCUGCCGACACGUACAAGCAUGAGUCCGUCAACUUUGACUCGAAAAAUCAAGACGUCGAUGUGUUGUACAAGGCUAUUUCUACUGAUGCACCCAAUAUCCAAUCUCCUGCUCAGGAUGCAGAAGGAACCUUUAGAGUUGCUGAUCCACCUGUGGAAAAAACAAAAGAAGAUUCUGCUCCUUACUUGGAUAGAUAUCACGUGAUAAAGGUUUCGUUCGAUAGGGUGCAAACGCCGUUCAUAAUAGGAUUGUGGAUAUUUUGCGCCAGUUUGGCGAAAAUUGGAUUUCACAUGGCACCUCAGCUCAGCAAGAAGUUUCCAGAAUCCUGUCUCUUGAUCUUCGUAGGAGUUGUCAUUGGAGUGAUCCUAGUCCACGUUACGGACAGCGUUCAUCUCACAGAUAGUGCUCAUGUUUCACCAUUAACACCAGAUACGUUCUUCUUUUACAUGCUUCCGCCAAUCAUUUUAGAUGCCGGAUAUUUCAUGCCCAAUAGACUUUUUUUCGACCAUCUUGGGACUAUAUUGUUAUUUGCUGUUAUUGGAACUAUUUUCAAUACGUUGACUAUAGGUGCUUCCUUGUGGGCAGUAGGUCUAACAGGACUAUUCUCCUGCGAGACACCUCUGCUAGACAUGUUCCUGUUUGGAUCCCUGAUUUCGGCAGUGGAUCCCGUGGCUGUGCUUGCCGUCUUUGAAGAAAUACAUGUGAACGAAAUUUUGUACAUUGUUGUUUUCGGAGAAUCCCUCCUCAACGAUGCUGUUACUGUUGUCCUUUAUCAUCUUUUUGAAUCGUACAAGCUUAUAGGAAUCAAAGAAGUCGCCUAUACGGACGUUGUGAUUGGUUUCGCGAAUUUUUUCGUGGUUGCCAUUGGCGGUACUGUGAUAGGGGUUUUAUGGGGAUUCGCUACUGGUUUCGUGACGAAAUUUACGAAUGAAGUGCGUGUGAUUGAACCUAUUUUUAUAUUUGUGAUGGCUUACUUAGCCUACCUGAAUGCCGAAAUAUUCCACAUGUCCGGAAUACUUUCAAUAACAUUCUGUGGAAUCACCAUGAAAAAUUACGUCGAGGCGAACAUAUCCCAUAAAUCCCAUACAACAAUAAAGUAUACAAUGAAAAUGUUAAGUAGUUCAUCGGAAACGAUUAUUUUCAUGCUGUUAGGAGUAGCAACUGUUAGUAAUACGCAUGAGUGGAAUACCUGGUUUAUUUUGCUCACAAUCAUAUUCUGCUCAGUUUAUAGGGUUGUAGGGGUGAUUAUUUUCACUGCGAUAGCAAACCGCUUCCGCCUGCAUCAACUAGACAUGGUUGAGAAAUUUGUAUUAUCUUAUGGUGGCCUAAGAGGAGCGGUGGCUUUCGCUUUGGCACUGCUCAUCAAAGAGGAUGCAGUUCCACACAAGUCCAUGUACAUAACGACUACCAUAGCGGUUGUAUACUUCACCGUUUUCUUCCAGGGUAUGACAAUUAAGCCUUUAGUUAAAAUACUGAAUGUGAAAACUGCCGAAAAACGGAAACCAACUAUGAACGAGAGAAUUCACGAGAGACUAAUGGAUCAUACAAUGGCUGCCAUCGAGGAUAUUUUGGGACAGCAUGGCAACUACCAUAUCAGAGAUAGAUUCAAACGUUUCGAUAACAAAUUUAUAAGGCCACUUCUUCUGAGGAAUCAUCAAGGAGCUGAACCGAAAAUUUUGGAAACUUAUUCCAAAUUGGCUAUGAGAGAUGCAAUGGACUAUAUGCGUAGAAAUGCAUCAACCAUUGGCAAUAUCUCUGGAACUGAAAGCAUGUCUGCAAUAUUCAAGAAUUAUACUGCAAACAAUCUCAACGGAAGUACUAGCUUCAGCCAACUAGAUUCGAGUACGUGGAAUAUUGAUAUGCAAGAAUUAGAAUAUAAUCCAUCCAAAAAGGAUUUGACGGAUGCAAGAAUCCAUCACUUAUUGGCUGAAGAGUUAGUGAAGCCUUAUAGAAGGGUAUUGUUGCAGCAUCGAAGACUAAGCUAUAGCAGACAUGCAGUAAAUGAUAGAGAUUUGUCGACACAAGUCAAUUAUAAAAUGCAUUACAAUAUGAGGAGGAUGGUGGCAGACAGGAAACACCAUCAUAGUAAACGUCAUAGCAAAAAAUUGCAUAAGGAAGGUAAACACAAUCAUGUUAGUUUUCCGGAAUUUCAACAAAAUGGAACGGCCAAGCAGUUUUCCCAUGAUUACAUAAACGACGUACUUCAAGAAGAUAAUGCGGAUUCUAAGGUUGAUAAAGAAGACUGGGAUAGUCCUAUAACUUUCACAGCAAAAUCUUCACCCAGUACAGAAACUGACGCUAGUGGUAGUUUCACAAACCAGAAAAUGCCACUGAUGGGAACGAAAAAUAAAAAAUGUACGAUAUCAGAAGCAGUGCUCCCUUGGAAAAGAGAACGGCUUACACUUUUGAAUGUUUCAGGUGAUAUCAUGAAUUCAAGCUCGGGAAAACGAUCGUCACGAGGUUCCAUUGAUGGAGGUGAUUUAAUGCGUGUGACAACGCCUACUGCUACAGAGACGAUGCUUCCAUGGAAACGUGGCGAAGAGGAAAAUUCAGCUCCUUUACAACAAUGCGAGUUUCCCGCAUGGGCAUCCAAUAAAGAGUAUCUAGCCUAUAACUCUCCAUCUGCAACAUUCUUAGGAGGAAUAGAAAAUCACCGAUCUUCUGUAAUCGGAUUGUUCAGGAGAGAAAGUAUAGGAUCUGAACACUUCAACAGUAGUAAUGAUUCCACCCCCAGGAAAGAAAGACGUGAAUCAUCAGGUACUUAUAAUACUGCGACCAUGUUGGUUGACGACGGCAAUCCAGACCCCUUAGGAGUAAUCCAAAAAACUUUGUCUGCUAACACCAUUCCACCGUUGCCACAGCCUCCUCAAACACCCGGACAACGGAGGCAAAACAGGAGAGGUUCUAUGCUGGAGCUUACCGGGUGCGUUUAUGAUCAAAAAGAUAGAUCAAUAACUCAAGUUACGAUACCUGAAGAAAGCUCUAACCGUAAUGGAGCCAGCAGGAAACCUGGUUGGUUGCAGCCGAAUACCAGUUCCAGGAUAAAACCCACUACUUGUAAACCCAGUUUUGGUACUCAAUUGAUAAGUACUGUAUCAUCUCCUUCCCAAACUGAAUCAGAAAGUGAUCAUUCUGAUGCAGAUAUAGAAUGUCUCAUGAAAGCUGGAUUGUGAAAAGUAGAAAGCUUGGAGCAGCAGUCCCAAAAUAUGGGAUAGUUUGAAAGAAUGGAAGUCUGGUAGGACACGAAAACCAUGUUUUCGAAACUUUAUGGGCAUACUUACCAUUUGCAAUUUGCAUUCACCAACACACUACAUACAAAAAACAUUUUGCUUAAUUAUACUUAUUCAAGUAUCCAUAAAUGUGGGAAAGUAAUUUCGAAGACGAGAGAGCAGUUUGUCAGUUUGAUUAUCUUUCUAGAAGUAAUAAUAACACCAACAUUCGCUUUCGAAAAACUGUUUGAAACAAAUAGUGAAAAUGUUACAAUAUAAUAGAUCUAAUAGAGUUAUAGAAAUAGGAAUAGUGGGUUCAAGUUUUCGUGUCUGUAUGUGUUUGAGAACUUCAUUUUGACAGAAAGAAGGUUUAGGGAAUAUAAAUGGUAUUGAGACAGUGGAAUAAUCAUAGUCAUUAAAAUUUACUCAGAACUAGAGGAACCGUAGUCAAUGAUGUUUUCAAAAUUAUUGUUUUUUCAUUAAACAUUCAUUGGGAAAUGAAUGGUAGCCUCAUUUCAGAAUAUUGCAUAACAUAAUGUCCUAUUUGACGAAAAAACUUCAAAUCCUAGUUAUGUACAGAAACAAUUUCAAAAAAUUUGAGACUAGAUCUUAUCUUAUUAUUCAUUUUCCAGCUACAUAAUGUUUAUGGACGAUUUUUUUCAUGAACUCUUUAUAAAUAUGGUGUAAUCAAUUUUUGAAUUUUCCCAUUUUCUCUUCUGGUUUUUCAAUCGUUGUUUUAGUAGCUUUUAUAGUUCGCAUUACUUUUUGUCAUGCUGCCUGCAGGUUAAAUUCUUUCAAAAUCUGUAAACUGAAAUUGUCCACCUGAAUAAUUUGAUUGUAACAAUUAUUAAUCUCAUAGUUGAAAAACUGAACGAAUAUUAGUUCUAUUUCACACCAUAAUUUUCUUCAUAUUUCAUUAUGUUCAACAUAACAAAUUCAAUGAAUAUGAACUGCUUAAAAGUUUCAAAAGUUUUUGAGAUUGACCUAGAUGUACUAAUCAUCUCUAUGAAUAUUAUGGAGCUGGAACAUUCUACAGGAGAAUGCAUGUAUAGACUACUAACUUCAGUUUCUAUGAAAAGAAUUCAACCCAAUAUAAUUACUUAUUCCAUACAAUGACUAAAGUUUGAAAGAGAAAACGUUGAUGAAAAUAUACAGUAUCUAACAAAUUUCAUCAUCAACAAAGCUAAAUUUCAAAAUUAGCAUGCCAUUCAAACUAAAUUCGUUUGUAGCUUUUACGUAUAAUCGAACUUUUUUCCGAUAAAGGAGCAGAAUAUAUUCCUGAUAACAUGAAUUUGUAUAUACAAACUGAAAUAAUAUAUUGGGGAAAAAAGAAGUCAAUAAUAAAAGUUUCGAAAAAUAAAAAAAAAUAUAUUUCCUACAUUCCUUUUCGAAGAUAUAACAUUCGAUAAUAUUAUAGUUGUAACUUAUAGUGAUAUAACUUUUCAAUAAAUACGUACCAAUUACUGCUCAUAUACACCUUUUCAACACAUGCCCUACAUAUCUCAAAUGUUGCACUCAGACAUUCUCAAUAAACCCCGAUUCUGAUGAUCUAAUCAAUAUUUUUAAGAUGUAUUUUUCGGUUAGUUAGUUAAUUUCCAAUUUCUUUUUCAAGAAAACUUCCUAUAAUUCUGAUAAAAUGCUUUGAUUUACUAAAUGAUGUAUCAAUGAGUAUUAAAUAUGAAUAUCUCAAUUUUGUAUCAAACACGUUAAUUAUGUGUAUUUUUUUUUUGGCAAUGAUAUGUCCACGUAUGUAUGGACUAUUUUUGAAGAUCUUUUCUAAAAUAAAUUUUUGCUGUGUGAAAGGAACAGCCCUGUACAAAAGAAUCAAGAGGUUAUAGAGGGAGUCAGCAUAAGAAGCUCUUUUUUAUUGAUGGAACCUUCAAAUCUAUAUAAUUUUCGUUGAAAGUGCCUUAAAAUUCAGAGAGAUGGUUGAUUAUUGCAAACCUUAUGAUAUCAGGGUUUGUUCCAGAAAUAACAAGGGAACUCGACUUAAAUAACCUUAUUUUAUCAUUUUGCAUUGAUUUUUUAUAUAUUGAUUAAGAAUAAGGUAUUCAAGAAAGAAGUACUUAUAUAAAAGACAUAAAAAUAUUAGAUUGAACGAAGCCAAAGAAAACUUGAAUUUAUUUUCUGUUCAAUCUCCUAAACAGGAAAAUAAAUUAGUCGAAUAUGUAGCCGAUACCAGCUUUUGUAGAUGAUUCGCCAAAGUUCAACUUGUAGACGAAAAGAGAAAAAUUAUGUAUAUUUUGAGGAAUCUAGAAUUCAUGAACUAAUUUGAGCAAUGAAUAGGUUUUUUGUAAAAUCUUUAACAAAAUUGUGAAAUUGUUGAAGUAUUCAAGAGUCAAGUGGAUAAAAAGGUAUUGAUGUACUGACUGAUAUUAUUAUCAUAUUACAUCCAUUAUUACUUUGUCCUCAUAAAAUUAUAGAAUGAGGAAUGAAUUCUCAACCUAUUUUGAUGGAUGAGCUUAAUGAAUUAAAUAUGAUAAAUUUCAAAAUUAUUCUUGUACAAUAUUCAUUUUGAGUUAUAUAUAUUUUUUCUCACUCUCGAGUACAAACAUAAUUUCAAUUAUUGCAUAUUAAUUUUAAUUUAAUCAGCAAUAAAAACCUUUACCAAUAACACGAUAAUUGUUGAAAAAUUUAAAUUUUUGUCAUGAGAGUCAAACUUUUCUAGAAAUUAGAAUUGUCUUAUUGAAAUAUAUUAUGUUCAAAUAUCCAUCUUCCUCUUGAAAACUUGACAACGUUUUUUCGGAAUAGAGAGAAUAUAUUUCAACUAUCCAUAAGAAAUUCCAUUUUCGAUAGAUGAGAAUUCAUUGGAAUGCAUAAAGAACGGAAAUUGUAAUAAUGCAGAAUAUACUGUAGUUAAUUUUAUAGAAUCUAUUUUCUAUAGUGCUAAAUAAUUUGUUGUUAUUAAUUCUUUGAAAUAAAAUAAACUUUUGCCAAUA
This is a messenger RNA of Harmonia axyridis, 6485 nucleotides long. It is a transcript of the gene Nhe2, whose product is annotated as sodium/hydrogen exchanger 3. Gene Ontology annotation, cellular component: membrane. The record is from RefSeq and is a predicted model, not a curated record. Gene Ontology annotation, biological process: proton transmembrane transport; sodium ion transport; regulation of pH. Gene Ontology annotation, molecular function: sodium:proton antiporter activity. Bases 88 to 3510 code for a protein of 1140 amino acids. Lineage: Eukaryota; Metazoa; Arthropoda; Insecta; Coleoptera; Coccinellidae. The transcript has 16 exons.